AUGUUUCCCAUCAGCGCCGCGGCAAUGCCCGCCGUUCCGACCAGAAAAGCACUCAUAGUCGUCGACCUUCAGAACGAUUUCGUAUCUCCCGAUGGUGCUUUGCCCGUGAACGAACCAGACAAUUUUGUCGAUCGCAUUCUGGAACUGGUAAAGGUCUUCCGUGAUUCCGGUGCCGGCGAUGUCGUAUGGGUUCGAAGCGAGUUCGAACAGCAUCGCCCCCUGGCUACCGAGGGAGACACCAUUGUAUUAUCCGAUCUGUCAAUACGGCCUUCUCGAGGAAGGCGGGCCAACUCCAAAGAGCACGACGAAACGCUCAUGGAAUUCGACGAGGCGUUCUUGACCGUCGUGGACGGUGUUGACAAACCGAGCUGCGUCCGGAAGGGCACUUCAGGAGCCGAUUUUCCGCCCAAGAUUCAGGACUCUAUCAUAUGUGGUCGCGACUUCGUAACCACCAAAUCACACUACAGCGCAUUUCCUCCGGGUCAAUCACAACUUGUUCUACAGCUGAGAAUGCGAUUUGUAACGGAGAUGUACGUCUGUGGUUCCCUUACCAAUGUGGGCGUCUUUGCGACCGCCUUGGAAGCCGGAAAACAUGGCUACGACAUCACAAUCGUGGAGGAUUGCUGCGGCUACCGGUCAUUCGGGCGACACGCAAAUUCCAUCCGUCAACUAGAGAAGCUCACAGGUUGCGAUCUCCUGGACUCCCCAGCUCUCAUUGAGAAGUUACAGCGUGCUCAGCCCAAACAUCUGGCGAAGCCCGGGCAUGUGAAAAAACCAUCGAGUGGAAGCCGAGACGUCACGAAGCCCGGAAAGGCAGAUAACGAUAAAGACGGAGGUAGAAUUUCGCCCGUUAUUCCAGAGGCUGCUACAAGUCAGUCUACAGGCCUUUCACCAACAAUGGCCAAGGUGUCAAUAGAGCGCAGUGAUAUUUCUCCGGUCGAGCCAAAGACCACAAGAUCAGGCAGCUCUGCCGCGCCACAAGAUUGCCAAGCCCCCAGUAACGCUAAUGUACCUCUUACACAGCCCAUGGUAACCCGUGGAGAUCUAUCGAAUCGCUUGAUCGACGGUCUUGCGCCCUUGGAAGUUGCUUCCGAGGAUGAAAUUGACAACAUUGAGUCAGAGUUGUUAGCCAUCAAGCGUCGAAACGUAGGACGAGUUAGCCAAUCGCCAUCUAGCUCCUCGGGCUUACUCGACGCAGAAGGGAUCGAUGGUGUCAGCCCCUCCCCGUCUUCAGAGCGUACAAGAGUAGCCGUUAAGCCCAAAUUCCGACGCAACAAAACCUCAAAGAGCUCAUCAUCAAGCUCGUCGUCCCAAGCCCAGAAGAACAUCAAAGAUCGGAUCUCGGCCGAAGCGCAGGAACCAACCAAGGAUACCCCGUCAAACUCUACAACAACAAACCAGCCAGAUCCCAACAGCCCACGGUCGUCUACCGACUCUGCAGAAACUCCUACAAAGACGUCAUCAAACACCAUGGAAGAUCAUCAGAAGCCCGCUGUGUCUGAACCUCUCUGUGAGGGGGACACUCGUGUCAUCACCAAUGCUCUUUCGUCCGAUCUCGCUGCCGAUGCCUUUGAACGCCUCUUGGAAGAGGUCAGCUGGGCUGGCAUGUCCCAUUUGGGCGGUGAAGUCCCACGACGCAUCGCCGUCCAGGGUGCCAUCGACGACGAAGGAAACAUGCCAGUAUACCGUCAUCCAGCAGACGAGUCACCGCCGCUCCUCCCUUUCUCUACCACCGUCCUUUCUAUCAAGAAGGAGAUCGAAAAGCACCUCGGCCAUCCACUCAACCACGUCCUCAUCCAGCACUACCGCAAUAGCAAUGACUACAUCAGCGAGCACAGCGACAAGACCUUGGACAUUGUCCGCGGGAGUUAUAUCGCCAAUGUCAGUCUCGGAGCUGAACGAACCAUGGUCCUUCGCACCAAGCGACCACCCAAGGACAAGAACAAGAAGGACGAAGCAACGACUGAGACCAAGACACCUUCAACCUCCCUGACAUCGGCAGAAGAAAAGGCCAAACGCCAAAUUCAGCGCGCCCCUCUUCCGCACAACUCCCUCCUCCGCAUGGGUCUCCAAACCAACAUGCGCUGGCUACACGCCAUCCGUCCCGACAAGCGCUCUGACCGUGACAAGUCCUCUUCCGAACUAGCCUACUCGGGCGCGCGCAUCAGCCUGACCUUCCGACAAAUCGGCACCUUCCUGGACUCUACCCAGACUAAAAUCUGGGGUCAGGGCGCCGUAGGCAAAACCAAGGACGAAGCUCAGCUGGUAGUGAACGGUCAAACGGACGAGGCGGUUAGGAUGCUGCAGGCUUUCGGGCACGAGAACCAUUCCUCAGAGUUUGAUUGGGAGAAGAACUAUGGAGCGGGCUUCAAUGUUUUACAUAUGGGCAGCCCGAAGAGGUUCUUCGCGGGCAGCGUCAAGGGAAGGGCGUGCACGGUGGAGAACACGAGGGUGGCGCUGGCGCUGGCGGAUAUGGGGAUUGGAGUUGCCAAGGGUGCUAUUGACGCUUCUAGUUCGGGUGGCUCAGGCGAGGACGAGCAGCAAGCUGAAGGAAAGAAGGUUAAGGUCGGAGUCAAGUUCAUUGAUAAUGAUCCGGCGCGGACGGAAGUAAUUGGGGACGUCAACAUCCUGAGAUAUUUGGACGCUGUGUACGGGGCGGGUAGAAGGUAUGAUCAGAUGAUCCCGGCCCAAGUGGCCAAGAGGUUUGCGAGGCUGGACCAGGCAGACGAGUUGUGGCAGGCUUGGAACUGGCUGCUUAAUAGGUCGGCGGGCAUGAACACGGAGGAAGUCAAGCAAGCACUUUGUGAGAAGACGCUGAAGCACUGGGAGGAAUAUGCACAGGAGGCUGCUCAUGCUGUCGCGGCGACGACCACAACCACGAACGCCACGGACAGCAAAGCAACUGCGCCGGAAGCACCUGAAGAGAAGCAUCAGCAACAACUCAAAGACACUGCGCAGGAUGAUAAGAAACAAACAGACACAACCGCAACCAGCCAACUGCCAUCCUUCUACAUCUGCGGCGGCGAGGUUCCUUCGCCAGCUGACUACGCCUUAUGGCCCGCUCUCCAUGAGAUAGUCACCUACGUAGGCGGUGACGAAAACGUCCUAUUUUUCGGGGAGGGAUACCUUGUCAAAUACUACAGGGCUUUCAAGCAAAGGAGUGCUGUUGCCAAGGUGCUGGGUGGCAGUGCUGGCCCGGCUGUUCCCGUCUCUGGUGACGGUAAGGAAAGGCGUGCUAGUGUCGCUGCUGAGGCUGCUGAGGAGAAGGAUCAUGCUGCCACUGUUGCUGCUGCUGCUUUUGAUGCUGGGAAGGAUGUGGUUUCGGUUGGUAAACAGGAGGUCAAUGCAAGUGGAAGCGUUUCAGGGGAGACGGUUGUGGAGAAGGAAAAGGAGGCUGUCGAGGGGGGAAAAAAAAACGGCAAGUGUAGGCGAGGAAGAAAAAAUGAGUGCAGGUAA
Sordaria macrospora k-hell is the source of this 3456-nucleotide messenger RNA. RefSeq lists its product as uncharacterized. Gene Ontology annotation, cellular component: nucleus. The record is from RefSeq and is a predicted model, not a curated record. Gene Ontology annotation, molecular function: dioxygenase activity. NCBI's taxonomy places the organism in Eukaryota, Fungi, Ascomycota, Sordariomycetes, Sordariales, Sordariaceae. Gene Ontology annotation, biological process: DNA repair; DNA alkylation repair.